Molecule: messenger RNA, 3897 nt
Organism: Ostrea edulis (European flat oyster)
Lineage: Eukaryota; Metazoa; Mollusca; Bivalvia; Ostreida; Ostreidae
Exons: 4
Coding region: 1-3897 (1298 amino acids)
Biological process (GO): DNA replication
Molecular function (GO): DNA binding; nucleotide binding; DNA-directed DNA polymerase activity
Source: RefSeq, a predicted model, not a curated record
AUGUCUGAGCGAAUACCCAACGACUUACGGAAUAGCAGAAAUGGGCUCCCAACCAAUUAUAUUGAACAGCGAUUGAGAUUUUUAGAGGAACAACUACACAUACAGCGAGAGCGUGAAUUAGAACUCCGCAGAGAAAACUGGCAACGAGUGAGAUUUUUACAGCGGGGAGGGGGGAUAGCCAGAGAAAAACGCCAGUUAGUGUCGGAAUAUUAUCGAAUCAAGCUCGACAGAGGCCGGCAUUCCAGGAAAUUUAAAGUGAAACAAAAUGUGUACAACGUUACUUUCAAAGAGCUUCCAGAUUCUUCCUUUAUUCGGCGAUUAUUCAAAGAUAUGCUCAAAAAUGUGAAACGGGAAAUGCAGUGCAACCCCAAUGAUUAUGUACGGCUCAACAUUCGACACCCGUCUUUGGAUUCCGAGAUUUGGGUCGAAUUUACCCAGUCUAAAAACCUCAACGAGGAUAAAAUUUUAAACAAAAUAGAAGCCGUACAGCAAUCUAAAAAAGAGUUCCUGAUGACAGACGGAGCCACACAGUUAGAUUUUUUUCAUGUCAAAUAUCCUCAAGGGAGUGGCGGCGGUAUGAAGAAAAAGCAUCUACAAGUCGAUAAAAAGAAAUUUAAGAUCUCCAAGAGAGCUAUCGUUCGUAUUAACAACCCCGAGGAUUUCCUGUGUCUACCCCGAGCUAUUGCCGUGGCACAGUUACACAGUCAAAAACCUGAGGUUCCGGACCCCGAAUGGGAGAAAAAAUGGUUAAAGAUGAGAAAAGGGGAUACACCAGCUCUCGACCAGAAACGACAGGCCUUAUCGCUCAUGGAACUCGCCGAGUGUGCAAACGACCAACCGUGUGGGCCUCAGGAAUGGGAGAAAUUACAUCAGGUCUUGGCUCCCGAGUAUCGCUUGAAAAUAUUUCAAUUUAAGACAAACACGCAGCGAUUACGAUUAGACCCCAUCUACAGAGGUCAGGGGAGCGGAAAAUGUUUGAACAUCCUGCUGGAUAACGAACAUUACGAUACCAUAACAUCGAUGCCGGGAGUGACGGAAAAUCCAUAUUAUUGUGAUUACUGUGAUAUUGGAUAUAGCCACAUCGAAGAGCACCGUACCGUCUGUCCUCACCGCUGUUCGUUUUGUUUAGCCGAUUCUCCCUGUACCCCGGAUGGCACCCGCACGGAAUGUGCUCAUUGUAAGGGAUUUUUUAGAAAUGCUGCGUGUUACCAGACCCACUUGAAACCUUACAGUAGCAAUACCGCGACAACCGUGUGUAAUUUAAUGGGACGUUGCGACCAGUGUCAGAAAUGGAUGUCUAAGCAAUUAUUAAAGGGACACGCGUGCGGCGGAAAAACACAAUGUCACAUCUGCAAGAAACUCGUCACCACCCCACAUUUCUGCUUCGUUCAAAAGAAACCCAAACGCAACAAGGAAUUGAAAAUGUACAUUUAUUUCGAUUUUGAAUGUACACAGGAAAACGGAAUUCACACCCCUAACCUCUGUGUGGCCGAACGCGUGUGUCAACAUUGCGACAGUUUAGACAUUGACAUGCGGUGUGAUCACUGUCAUGCGUUUGGCUCGCAACGCCGCUUCGUAUUUCAAGGCCCCGACACCUUAAAACAGUUUAUGGAAUGGUUGUUACAAUCCCAGACGGAUGAGAAGGGUAAUGUGAGCUUCAAACACGAUGAAACGACCGCCAUUGCGCACAAUUUCAAGGGAUACGAUGGGCAGUUCAUCUUGAACUAUCUGGUGCACACGGCCUGUAUCAAACCUGCAGUCAUUCUCAACGGCAGUAAAAUCUUGUGCAUGGGAGUGUUCGGCUUGAGAUUCAUCGAUUCGUACAAUUUCCUCCCCUUUGCCCUCGCCAAGAUGCCCUCUGCGUUUGGAUUAACAGAACUGAAAAAAGGCCGGGAAAGUAUUUUACGCCGUUGUUGUGCGCAAUUUAAGGCGACGCUCUACGGACUCGUCCGCGUCGACCCGUUUCAGGAAUCCAUCACUUUUGCUAGCACGGCUAAUUUAGCGUAUCGCCGAGGAUUCAUGGCACAGGACACCAUAGCCAUCAUACCCAAUAUGGGAUAUCAACCGUCGCGCCGCUACUCGGCCAAGGCCUGUCGCUGGCUCACCUCCCUGGACCGCAACAUACGUCAUGCUAAGAACGGGGGCGAAAUUAACAUAGGCCCUUAUACGGUGGACGGCUACGAGGAGGAAUCCCGCACCGUGUACGAAUUUUACGGCUGCUACUGGCACGGGUGCCCCACCUGUUAUCCGAAUCUGUUGACGGAAACCUACCCCCAUCGAGUCCAGCAGACGUAUCAAACCCUGUACGAGCAAACCUUGAAACGCGCCGCCGCCUUAGAGCAACAAGGAUAUACAGUCGUGAGCAUCUGGGAACACGAGUUUGAUCGACAAGUGAAAAACAAUCCAGAGUUACAAACAUUACUACGAGACCUCGAUAUUCAGGACCCCUUAAAUCCCCGCGAUGCCUUAUACGGAGGUCGUACCAAUGCUACUCGCCUGUAUUGCGAGGAGGGAGACAUGCGAUACGUCGAUGUGUGUUCUCUGUAUCCUUACGUGUUGAAAUACAGAACGUUUCCCAUCGAUCAUCCUCAAGUCAUCACCAGCGAUUUCAAGAAUGUGAGAGAGUACUUUGGUCUCAUUCGUUGUCGUGUCUUACCACCACGAGGUCUGUAUCACCCCGUCUUACCCUAUAAGACGGGAGGAAAAUUACUUUUCCCCUUAUGCCGAACCUGCGCCGAACAUCGCAACUUAGGACCCGACGAUCAAUGCAGUCACAGCGAUUCAGAACGCAGUCUGACUGGCACCUGGGUGACCGUAGAAGUACACAAAGCUCUAGAUCUCGGUUAUCGGCUCGACCGCAUCUAUGAAGUCUGGCAUUUUGAAAAGACCAGUCAGGACUUGUUUCGAUCUUACAUCGAUACUUUUUUAAAAAUUAAACAAGAAGCUUCCGGAUUUCCCGAUGAAUGUCAGACGCCCGAACAGAAACAAGACUACAUCGAUGAGAUCCGGCGCCGGGAAGGCAUCUUCAUGAAUCUAAUAGACAUCGAGAAAAACCCCGUCCGUAGAACCAUUGCCAAACUCUUUUUAAAUUGUCUCUGGGGAAAAUUUGCACAACGAUUACAACUACCACAAACACAGUAUUUAACCGAAGAAGAAGAAUUACAGAAAAAAUUACAAGAUGCCACUCUAGAAAUCAAAGGAGUCGAGCUGCUGGAAAAUCGAGAUCACCCCGAAACCGACAUGAUGCUGAUCAAUUAUCAGGAGAAAGAAGAAUUCCUAGAAGACUGUCCUUUCGGAAACGUAGUGCUGGCUUGUUUUACCACAGCGCAUGCUCGUUUACAUCUCUACGAGACGUUAGAACCUUUGGGGGAACGCGUCCUCUAUUUUGAUACGGAUAGUAUUAUCUAUCAACAUGACGAGACCCAAUUUAACCCUACCAUUGUCAACAGUUUAGGCGGCUGGACCGAUGAACUGAGUGGAGAUCUAUCAUCAACCUUAGCUAAGAAAAGAAAAAAGAAAGUUCCUAAGAAAGUUCCUAAGAAAGUUCCGAAACUCAUCAUUCACCGGAAGACCCACGAUCCUAAAACCAGUGUCCUGGCUCCUUAUCUCUUGCGCAUGGCUAAAUUUCCUAAGAAGAAGAAGACCCCUAAACUCAUCGUGAAAAUCCCUUUUUCGAAAUAUAUGACACCUCAAACAACCCCACCCAGGAAAACGAAGACUUUAGCAGAACUGAAACAAGGAUUAGCUGAAAAGAAAAUGGAACGAGCCAUGCGAGGACCCAUAGGAACUUCCAGAACCACCGAUACAGCCUUACCCAGUUUUGGUCAAGCCUUUGGGGGGGUGAUUCCUCUCACUCCCGCUCAGAAGCGACAACUUGGUCCGAAGAAGCACAUCUGA